ACGAGCAGAGAGUAUAUGCGUACGGAGGGUGUAGUGAACACACCGGAGCGCACACAGACCAACGGAAUGCCAUUGUUUGACACGAUAUUUACCAUUAGUUCUGUUGUGUAGUUUCUUUCUUUUUAUUAUUUUAUGAUAAGUACUAAGUACUUUGUCUUUUUUCUUAUAAGUCGUCGUUUGCGCGCAGCGGACUCGCGAUCAUUUUGAGGUUAAGGCAACACUGAUUCGGUGACGGAACGAUGUGGAGACGGAGUGUACGUUCUUCAUAGAGACUAUAACAUCGCUCUUUCUCUGGACUACAGACGGAGCUGUUUCAACGGGAUAUUUAACUGCUGGUAGAAAUAGGAUAUAAUGUCGUUUGGCUCUUUAUUAAAAACACUGGAUAUCUCUAAAUGAAAACUGAAGGACACCCGCCCCGUCGCUGCCCUCGACAGGUCUCUGAUCCGCCCCGAUCCAGAUGAGCGAACUGCCUCUUGGAUUUGCAGUCAUUUCCCGGAACCAGCAGACCCUUAAAAGUCGUUACAUUAACAACGAUAGUUCGCCCACCUGUGUAAGACCCCAGAUCGACUCACUGCCGUACCGUGAUCCCGCGCGUCAGGAAAAAAGGCUGCCUAUACGGAUUCUCAAAAUGUUGACCGCUCACACAAGUCACAUACUUCACCCAGAGUAUCUGCAGCCGCUCAGCUCCGCGCCAGUGAGCAUCGAGCUGGAUGCUAAAAAGAGCCCCCUAGCAUUGCUGGCCCAGACCUGCUCACAGAUCGGUAAACCAGAUCCUCCUCCCUCCUCUAAACUGGGAUCCCUCUCCUCUAGCAGCCAUGGAGACAAGGACAGUCGCUCUGCCAGCUCCAGCCUGAAGUCUGGGGAGCAUCAGAACCAAGACGACAAGUCCAGCUUCAAGCCUUACUCUAAAAUUGGAUCGGAAUGCCGGAAGGAUGGCACUGGGAUUAACAGCUCAGCAGAUAAAACGGGGUUCAGAGUGCCAAAUGGCGGUUCUGCAGCUGUGUCGUGCCCCACUUUACCUCCUCAUGCCCCCUCUCCACGGGCCAGCUCUCCUCAGCAGACAUCAGGACAGUUGCACACACACCGGCAGUCUCAAUCUCCACUAUCACAGAAACCAACACAUCUACAAACUUCUCACAUGGACUCCAAAGCUGCGGGUCCAGACCCAGGGAACGACAGCAGCAGCGGUGAUCGCAAUGGGAAAAAAGAUUCAGACCACAACAAAUCUGGAAGUCUGGACAUUGUACAGAUCGCCAACUCCAGUCACGCUCGUGCUAGUGCAAACUCCAGCAGAGCCAGUUCCACCAGCAGUCCUCAACCUGACAAUAAGGCUGAUCCUCAACCCCCUCAGACCAGCCUGGGUGCAGGCCACAUUGCCCCAGUGUCCCCGUUUAAACCGGGCCACUCUGUUUUUCCACUCCCAUCUUCCACCAUGGGCUACCACGGCUCCAUUGUCGGGGCGUAUACUGGCUAUCCUUCUCAGUUUGUACCUGGGUUACCAGGAAAGCAUCCCAGCUCCAGCCCUCUUACAGGGGCCUCGCCUCCCUCUUUCAUGCAGGGUUUGUGCAGGGACCCAUACUGCCUCACCUACCCCAAUGCACCCCAUCUCGGGGGCAACAACUGCUCUUCCUGCGUACAUGAUCCAUCAUCUGCCUUAAAGACUGGCUUCCCACUUAUGUAUCCCACCCAUCAUCUCCACUCCCUCCACCCUAGUUCUCUGUCCUCUAGUGCCACCUCGUCUCUGUCCCAUCCUCUGUAUACUUAUGGUUUCAUGCUGCCCAAUGAACCGCUCACUCAUGCCUGUAACUGGGUCUCAGUGGGUGGCCCGUGUGACAAACGCUUCUCCACCUCAGAGGAACUCUUGGCCCAUUUGCGUACGCACACGGCUCUGCCAGGUUUGGAUGGGAAGCUGCUCUCCGGCUACCCUUCAUCUGUCUCCUCUGCCGCUUCCUGCCACCUCCACCUGCCUCCUCCUAGCAGCCCAGGAGGCCUUCCCAGUUCCCUCUCCCUGCGUGGGUCUCCAGGGUUAGGUUUGGCACGGUAUCACCCUUAUGGAAAGGCACACUUGCCAGGAGCACCAUCCCUUCCUAUGCACUCUCUACCAGCCACAGCGCCCUACUAUUCUCCCUAUGCUCUAUACAGCCAGAGACUGGGCUCAGCUUCUGCUCUUGGGUACCAAUGAUUAAAAGACUUUGGACUACGUAAAGAUAUUGGCAUGAGCUCGCUGGAAAGCACAGGAACAUGCAGGAUUCCCCUAAAAAGAAUGAAGAUGGGAUAGUUAUAUUCGCAAUGAGGAAUAAAAUCUCAUCUGCUUUGGAUGACUGUUGCUUAAUUAAUGGUCAUUCCAAACUUCAAUUAAGAUAUUAGGGAAACCUUAUGAGAUUUAAGGUGGAGAGCUAAUGAGAACGCCGGGACUCAUUUUAUGUGAUGAAUUUUUCUUUCCUUUUUUUUUUUUUUUCCAAGUUACCAAAAGUGUGUAUUUAUUUUUCACUUGAGCGCUUGACUUUUUGUUUUCUAAGGGACAUUUACCGGCAAAAUUUAUUCAUUAUAAUUUCAGAAUUUUUACAGUAUGAAUAUGGUUGCUCCCAUCAUACACUUUGUAAUAAUGCAUUGUUUGCAACAACAGACUACGACAUUGUCUCUCAGACAUAAAAUCUUUCUUUUACCGUCAUUUUCUUUUGUGCGUUAGAUCUGUGCAACUCAUUCUCUUUUUGGGAGAACAGUUGAGCAUGACUUGGUCAACAGCUACCUUUGUUCCUUAUGAUUUGGCGUUUAUUUUGUACGUGUACAGAUCAAAGAAUAAAACAGAAAUAUGUGAUAUAUUUUCAAUUGUAGCUGACUUUGCAAGUUGGGGAUGGAAGUGGAGAGGGGAAAAGAAUUCAAAUAAGAGUACUAUGUUGUGAUGGCAGCGCUAUCCAUUUAACAAAGUCUUAUUUUGUUUAAUAAAUGAUACUUGAUAACA
Carassius gibelio (silver crucian carp) is the source of this 2962-nucleotide messenger RNA. Its product is annotated as zinc finger protein 703-like. Lineage: Eukaryota; Metazoa; Chordata; Actinopteri; Cypriniformes; Cyprinidae. Gene Ontology annotation, cellular component: nucleus. Gene Ontology annotation, biological process: negative regulation of DNA-templated transcription. Bases 458 to 2182 code for a protein of 574 amino acids. The record is from RefSeq and is a predicted model, not a curated record. The transcript is spliced from 2 exons.